Messenger RNA from Brugia malayi, 528 nucleotides. RefSeq names its product ShTK domain containing protein. NCBI's taxonomy places the organism in Eukaryota, Metazoa, Nematoda, Chromadorea, Rhabditida, Onchocercidae. The record is from RefSeq and is a predicted model, not a curated record. The transcript has 5 exons. Bases 1 to 528 code for a protein of 175 amino acids.
AUGGCUAUUCUUUAUUAUUAUUCUAUUACCAUUGUUUUCAUACUAGUUGGAAGCACAAAAUCAGACUGCUUAAACGGAACGUCAAGAGGAUGUUACAAAAAUGAGCUGUGCUAUAAUAAUCAAUGUUAUCCAGCUCAUGGACCCUGCUUUAAUGGUAUAUGUGAAAAAAGUUUAACGUGUGUAGUUGACAACUGUCUUGACUUAUUAGCGAGUAUCACAACAAAGAUGAUAACAACAAAUCCAACAUGCUUCGAUUAUAGCCCAUUAGGUGGUUUCAGUGAUUGUCCCUCACGUGCACAUCUCUGUAACAAUCCUAUUUAUUACAAUUUAAUGACAAAACAAUGUCCACGUACGUGUAAUCGUUGUUCAAGUAUUACUUCUACAUUGCUACCACCGAUACCAGGUUGUUUUGAUCGAGUUGGAGCAGAUGGUCGAUCAAACUGUGCGUCCGUUGCGCAUCUAUGCCAAAAUCUUCUGUACUUUAAUGUUAUGAAACAGCAGUGCGCACGGACGUGUAAAUUUUGUUAA